Molecule: messenger RNA, 1027 nt
Organism: Drosophila busckii
Lineage: Eukaryota; Metazoa; Arthropoda; Insecta; Diptera; Drosophilidae
Exons: 3
Coding region: 100-693 (197 amino acids)
Source: RefSeq, a predicted model, not a curated record
GUUAGCUACACACGGAACAGGUGUACAUAAAGAGAGACUCGGGCGGUGCGCGCAAUAGCCCAACGUUAAACCGAAAAACUAAUAUUAUUAUAUAUAAAGAUGGCCAGCAAUGCAAGCAGCGAUUUGGACUUCCAAGUAACAGUGGAGGAUUUGCCCAUUACCUUCAAGGUUAAAUAUAUUGGCUCAGAAGUCGCACGCGGACUUUGGGGCAUUAAGUACACACGCCGACCUGUGGAUAUCAUGGUAGGCGAGGCCAAAAAAUUGCCACCCAACAAAGUGCUGCCCAACUGCGAACUUACAGUCUCCACCAGCGGCGUUCAACUGGAAAUCAUUUCACCCAAGGCCAGCAUCAACCACUGGAGCUAUCCUAUUGAUACAAUAUCGUACGGCGUUCAAGACUUGGUGUUCACGCGCGUCUUUGCCAUGAUUGUGGUUAAGGACGAGUCGAGUGCGCAUCCCUUUGAGGUGCAUGCCUUCGUCUGCGACAGUCGCACAAUGGCUAGAAAGCUCACCUUUGCACUAUCUGCUGCCUUUCAGGACUAUUCGCGCGUGGUCAAGGAAGCGGGCAACGAUGUGCUAGAUUCUGGAAAGUCUAGUGAUACCAUAACGCCCACAAGGCAAAAGUUCGCAAUUGAUCUGCGCACACCCGAGGAGAUCAUGGCAGGUGAAAUGGAGCAGGAAACAGAGGCGUAGAAUAUAAUAUAUUUUGUAUUGAUUGAAACUCCUGGGAUGUUGUGAUUGUCAUAGUUACUUAUUGUGCGGUUACUGAUGUCAGUCAGUGACUGUUUCUCUCAAACUGGUAGUAGCCUCAUACAGCUAAUUACCCCAAAGCCUAAGCAUUAAAGUAACUCUAAACAACUUUUGUAUAAAUAUAAAUAAAUGUGUACGUAUUUUAAACUCAAUAACUUAAUUAAUGAGAAUUUACCUGAGAAUUAUUGUAAGCACAACAAAAAAUAAAUUAAAACAAAUAAACUGGCGCGCACGAGUUGUCCUGCACUUGGACCACUUGGAAAAUGUCAGCAAGCCG